Tripterygium wilfordii is the source of this 2446-nucleotide messenger RNA. Its product is annotated as cleavage stimulating factor 64-like. Gene Ontology annotation, cellular component: mRNA cleavage and polyadenylation specificity factor complex. The transcript is spliced from 10 exons. Bases 335 to 2005 code for a protein of 556 amino acids. Gene Ontology annotation, molecular function: mRNA binding. The record is from RefSeq and is a predicted model, not a curated record. Gene Ontology annotation, biological process: mRNA 3'-end processing. Lineage: Eukaryota; Viridiplantae; Streptophyta; Magnoliopsida; Celastrales; Celastraceae.
CAAAGCCAGAGCCCAGUCUUAGCUUCUCAAGUUGGGAGUCUCCAGUACCGAACAGGGAUUACGCAGGUCGUCGGCUAUCGCUAGUUCCUUCUCUUCCUGCGUUUGCACACGCGAAAACUCAAAACCACUUGCAAUACAAACUCACUUGUGAAUUUACAAUAUCGCAAUUACUGGAACGAAUCCUGCAUCUUGGUUUAUAGACAGAGAGAUUAACUUUUGUGAUCUGAAAAACAGCGCCGUUGCUGUAGCAGAAGGAGAACAAGCAAAAACUGUGCGGAGAAGGAAGAAGAUGAAGCAGUGCGUCAUCUUCUUCUUAUCCUUCUUUUGUUGAUUCAUGGCCUCCUCUCAGCACCGUUGCGUUUUUGUUGGUAAUAUUCCGUAUGAUGUAACGGAGGAGAAACUCAUAGAAAUCUGCAAGGAGGUUGGGCCGGUUGUGUCAUUCAGAUUAGUUAUAGAUAGAGAAACUGGGAAACCAAAAGGCUAUGGGUUCUGUGAAUAUAAAGACGAAGAGACAGCUCUAAGUGCUCGUCGUAAUCUUCAGGGUUAUGAAAUCAAUGGGAGACAAUUACGUGUUGAUUUUGCAGAAAAUGAUAAAGGUGCUGACAGGAACCGAGAGCAGGGUCGGGGUGGAGUCGGUGGACCAGGGCUGGCUGCAAAUGUUGCUCAAAAACAGUUGGGGGGUCUAGGAAUCCAUGGAGAGUCUGUUCAGCAUCAACCUAUUGGACUCCAUAUAGCUAUAACUGCUGCAAGUGCAAUGGCUGGAGCUUUAGGUGGUGCUCAAAUUGCUGGUCAGUCAAAUCAAAGUGGUCUCCAGAGCCAGUCUCUACCAGCAAAUGAUCCCUUAACUCUUCAUCUGGCCAGCAUGUCACGGGUUCAACUGAAUGAACUUAUGUCUGACCUGAAGGUGAUGGCUACACAGAACAAGGAACAAGCUCGCCAGCUAUUGCUCUCAAGACCGCAGUUGGCAAAAGCUCUUUUUCAGGCACAGAUAAUGCUGGGAAUGGCGACCCCUGAAGUGUUGCAGACGCCAAAUCUUCGACAGCCACCAAUCCAACCUGCAAAUCCCUCAAUUCUAGAGGGGCAGCGGGGUCUUCAGCCUACAGGUGAAAGUCUUCCUGAAAUGAUCCUCCGUGUACCUAUGAUGCAAUCUGUGAUGAUACCCAAUUUUCCAGAAGGCCAAGUGUCUGCUUUGCCCCAAGCCUCAUUGGUUCAUAACCAAUUUUCUGGUCCCCCUCAAACUCUUGGGCAGCCACAACAUGCCAAUAUCAAUGUUGUAAAACAGGGCUCAUUUCAAUCAGUUCCUUUUGCACAUGCAAAUGUUAGACCACAGAUUCAGACAGCAAGUUCUUACCUGAACCAACAAAUGCAACCUCCAUUGCCACAGCACGCCGGACAGCUUGGUGCUGCAAAUUUGGUGAAGUCAAAUCGAACAAUUCUUUCAAAUGCAGCUGUACAGCCUUCACUUUUGCUUCAUCCUCCCUCGUCAAAGGCUACUGACUUUCAGCCUGGCCCCUCACUGCCAUCAGGCAUUUCAGAUUCAGCUAACAAGGUUGCUGAUAAAACUGCUGGCGUUGCCAAUGAUCCAACUUGGAGCAGUAGAAGCAAUGCAUAUCCAAAUGUACGUAUGGGGUUAGCAGAGAAAAGAAUUUUUGGUGAUGCCUCAGAAGCUAGUAAUCAGCCAUCAAAAUUGAUUAAACUAGAAGAUGGCAGGGGUGCCUCUUCCUCUAUAGGCGGUUUGGAUGUUCCAAGUGCUAUCAGAUAUGUACCAUCACAAGCAAUAGCAGUUGCUCCAGUGCAUGCUAAUCCAGUUAUUAAAGCAGAAAAUGUGCCAUAUUCUGGAAAACAGACUUCUCAGUUGCAGGUUCCUACUGACGUGGAGUCGGCCUUACUGCAGCAGGUGAUGAACCUGACACCAGAGCAGUUAAAUUUAUUGCCUGCUGAACAGCGGCAGCAGGUGAUUCAACUCCAACAGGCACUUCGUCGAGAGCAGAUGCAGUCAUUAUAGCAGGCAGGGUGGCAUGUUAUGCUUGCCUUGCAACACAGCUUUGGUUGUUGGGACUGGCUCCAGUGUAUGCAAGAAGAAGGUUCAUCAAUUGAUUCAAUCAUUAUUUAUAAUGGCUUGUAAAAUUCUUUUUCGCAGGUGAUCCUCGCUUGGAUCUGAAAUGCAUGAGUUUUGUGUCAUCACUGUAACGUUUUUCAGCAUAUAUAGUAAAGAUUAAAGAAUCAGUGAGAAGAAAAGAAGUUACUGAUCUCUUGCAGAGUUGAAACAUCUUUCUUUCCCCAAUACUUUGGAUAUUUUACUUUUGUUUCCGCUCUCUUUGUUAGCAGAAUGUCUAAGAAUAGCCGAGGUAUUUUACCCCUCCGGGCAAUUUGUUCAUCAAGAAAGGAUGUUACUGUCAUUACUCAUUUCAGAGUAGAUGUAAAGGCGUACACGCAUUUAACUCUC